CCACCUUGUAGCGAAUAAAAUCCUUUUUUGUAUCCCAAUACACUCCGAGUACUUUUUCAUAUGAUUCCUCAAAUUUUCCUAAUAAGUCUUCUUUAACUUCCGUUCUAUUUUCUUCCGGGAUUUGUCCCAAUAGCUCAUUACUGUUGGAUAUAAAAUUUCUGAUAUUGAAGUGCCCAUAUUUGUGAAUGGUAAUAACUUCGUUCACAAUUUUUGAGGCAUUUUCUAAAUCGUCGAAACUAUCUAGGUAGUCAUCCACGUAAUGGUUGUUUUGAAUGGCCUCUACUGCCUGAAGAUGACUUUCUCUGAAUUUCUCAGCAUUUGUGUUUUUAACAAACUGUGCGCAUGCGGGCGAGCAGGUAGCUCCAAAGGUCAUCACUUGCAUCACAUACACGUCGGGAUCUUCGUCAAAGUUUUCCCUAAAUAAAAACCUUUGGGCAUUUUGAUCUUCCUUUCUUAUUUUAACUUGAUGAAACAUUUCUUUGAUGUCUCCAGUUAUCGCAAAUUUUCCUUCUCUAAAUCGUAUUAACACUCCAAAUAGCGACGUCGUUGCAUCCGGGCCUUGUAAUAAAUUCGUGUUUAGGGACUCUCCCUUAACCUUAGCAGCGGCAUCAAAAACAAGCCGUGGCUUUAUGGGCUGUUUAUUUAGGUUCACAACUGUAAAGUGCGAAAUCAUACUACAGAAAAAAUGGAAAAAUAUAAGGGAUUCGUUCAUAAAGUACUUGCAGGGAAAUAAAAGAAAAUCUGAAAGCGGAGGAAGUCUUUCAAAAACCUACAUGUAUUCUCAGUAUUUGCAAUUUUUAAGAGACCCGGUUGAUCCGCGAGAAACAAAUAAUAUGCAGCAAGAAUCACGAGAAACAAAUAAUAUGCGGCAAGGACCACGCGGAGAGCAGUCAGAUUCCGAGCACACUAGUACCUCGUCAGAUUCAACGCCACCACAAAGAGCUCUCUCUCGAACUGACAGAAUAAGAUUAAAUUCUGUCGAAGAAAGAAUCAUACAAACAUUGAACAGACUGGAACAGAAAAACACGGCGGAGAACGAUGAAAAUCGUCUUUUUGUGCUGUCAUUGGUACCAACUAUGUCGUCAUUACCAAGGACUUUAAAUCUCAAUUGCAGAAUUGAAAUUAUGCAAAUAAUAAACAAAUACGAACAGCUCGCAGUAGCGCAAGAUAACAACGAGCCAACCUGUUCAUCAACGGUCUACCAACCGGUCGCCCACUCACAAAACAAGCAACAUCGUACAGCUUGUCGAAGAUCGCAACCAUUGAAUACUACAACGAUCCUGUUAAACUGCCAUCAACCAGACGAAUCCACGUCUCCAUCAGACUCUUUACCUUCCAUGUACAAUUUCUCGGAAAAUUAAUGUAGAUUCAUGUUAUAUGAUAAUAAAUAUUUCCCAAUUAUAA
Messenger RNA from Toxorhynchites rutilus septentrionalis, 1404 nucleotides. RefSeq lists its product as uncharacterized. Gene Ontology annotation, molecular function: DNA binding. Gene Ontology annotation, cellular component: nucleus; transcription regulator complex. The coding region runs from base 483 to 1361 and encodes 292 amino acids. The transcript is spliced from 2 exons. The record is from RefSeq and is a predicted model, not a curated record. NCBI's taxonomy places the organism in Eukaryota, Metazoa, Arthropoda, Insecta, Diptera, Culicidae. Gene Ontology annotation, biological process: regulation of transcription by RNA polymerase II.